Molecule: messenger RNA, 747 nt
Organism: Ostertagia ostertagi
Lineage: Eukaryota; Metazoa; Nematoda; Chromadorea; Rhabditida; Trichostrongylidae
Source: the annotation of a GenBank genome assembly
AUGCUACGAGUAGGGCCGAUUUGUCGCUAUGUGGAGGAUAUCCCACUUCUUGUUCAGGUGAUGGGUGGUGAGAAAGUUCCCGAACUACGACUUUCUGAAACGGUGGACCUUGGCAAAACCCGUGUCUUCUACAUGGAAGGCAUACAGAUUCCGACAAUUCAAUCGCUGAGCGCUGAAAUGAAAGCGGCUUUACUACAGGCUGUGGGCCAUUUUGAGACGAAAUUCAACGUGGAAGCGAUUCGACUCGAUCUGCCGCUAGUUGCAAAGGCUGUUGAGAUGUUGCUCUCCAGUCUGGAGGUCGAAGGUGAGCCCAAAAUCGCCGAGUAUCUGCUCAGCUUGGAGGGUAACAAAGGUCGGCUGAAUUGGAAGGUCGAGAUUCCGAAGUUUUUCGCCGGAAAGUCUGUUCACACACCUGGAGCCUUGUUCACCUGUAUGUUUGAUGACCUGGACAGGAAGUCCGCGAAGGAGAAAAUUGAGUCUGUUCGGCUUCGUGAUCGUCUGAUACGUCAAAUCAGCGAAACUCUUGGUGACGAUGGAAUUCUUCUGUUCCCGUCAUGGCCACAGACGGCACCGUUCCAUCAUCAAACCAUACUCACGCCGGACCGUUCAACCCUCGCCUACACGUCGUCAACGCACAUCGCGCUUCCCGUGAUGUCCAAUGUCCCACAGGAUUGGAUCGAGCAACGGCUUGCGCUGGAAUUCAGUGAUCGGUUCACCGAACUCGGAUCGGCUGCUCAUCGCCGCCGC